Meriones unguiculatus (Mongolian gerbil) is the source of this 3932-nucleotide messenger RNA. It is a transcript of the gene Gdap1, whose product is annotated as ganglioside induced differentiation associated protein 1. Gene Ontology annotation, biological process: mitochondrial fusion; mitochondrial fission. NCBI's taxonomy places the organism in Eukaryota, Metazoa, Chordata, Mammalia, Rodentia, Muridae. The transcript is spliced from 6 exons. Gene Ontology annotation, cellular component: mitochondrial outer membrane. The record is from RefSeq and is a predicted model, not a curated record. The coding region runs from base 120 to 1193 and encodes 357 amino acids.
UCGUUCGCCCAGCACGUUCUUCCUGCAACAGGGGGCCUUGGGAAACUAAAGGGCGCUGGAGUGAGCCUCCGGGGCAAGCAGGCCCACGGACGAAGCUGCCUGAGUCCCUGCUCCCCGAAAUGGCGCAGACGCAGGACGAGGCUCGGGCAGGGGCGCCCCUGAGGGCGGGAGGCCACCCGGACGGGGAGGUCAGGCUCAUUCUGUACCACUGGACGCACUCCUUCAGCUCUCAAAAGGUGCGCUUGGUAAUUGCUGAAAAGGCAUUGAAGUGCGAGGAACAUGAUGUAAGUCUGCCCCUGAGUGAGCACAAUGAGCCUUGGUUUAUGCGUUUGAACUCAACUGGAGAAGUGCCUGUCCUUAUCCACGGGGAAAACAUAAUUUGUGAGGCCACCCAGAUCAUUGAUUAUCUUGAGCAGACUUUCCUGGAUGAAAGAACACCCAGGCUAAUGCCUGAUAAAGGAAGCAUGUAUUACCCUCGGGUGCAGCACUACCGAGAGCUUCUUGACUCCUUGCCGAUGGAUGCUUACACACAUGGCUGCAUUUUACAUCCUGAGCUCACGGUGGAUUCCAUGAUCCCAGCUUAUGCAACCACAAGGAUUCGCAGCCAGAUUGGUAACACAGAAUCUGAACUGAAGAAACUUGCUGAAGAAAACCCUGACUUACAAGAGGCAUACAUUGCCAAACAGAAGCGACUUAAGUCAAAGCUGCUUGAUCAUGACAAUGUCAAAUACUUGAAGAAAAUUCUUGAUGAGUUGGAGAAGGUCUUGGAUCAGGUGGAGACUGAGUUACAAAGAAGAAAUGAAGAAACUCCAGAGGGCCACCAGCCUUGGCUCUGUGGAGAAUCCUUUACCCUGGCAGACGUCUCUCUGGCUGUCACAUUGCAUCGACUGAAGUUCCUGGGGUUUGCGAGGAGAAACUGGGGAAAUGGCAAGAGACCAAACUUGGAGACCUAUUAUGAGCGUGUCCUGAAGAGAAAAACAUUUAACAAGGUUUUAGGACAUGUCAACAAUAUAUUAAUCUCUGCGGUGCUGCCAACAGCAUUCCGGGUGGCCAAGAAGAGGGCCCCCAAAGUUCUUGGCAGCACUCUUGUGGUUGGUUUGCUUGUAGGAAUGGGAUAUUUUGCAUUUAUGCUUUUCAGAAGGAGACUUGGCAGCAUGUUAUUAGCGCUCAGACCCAGACCAAAUUAUUUCUAGUUUUGUUGGGUUCUGUGGUAGCAACUCAUCCAACCAUUCCAUCAGACCCUCGCCCUCUUUUCCAGACCCAGUGGAGACUUACCCUGGGCAACUAGUAGAAAGCAUAUUUUACAAUAUUUUUUGGGGAGUUCAUGUGGGGAAAGGAGCUAAUGAUAUGAGUUUUUUUUUUUUUUUUUUUUUUUUUUUUUUUUUUUGUAGCCAACAUGACUUACUUCUGAUCUAUCCCUAAAGCAAGGAAGUGAAUGGUCAGGAUAUGCAACCACUGACAGGUGGGAAAGAGGUCUUUGAUGUUCUCAGUUUUUGUGCGGUAAUUAUGAGCAGACAACAAUAGCCAGUGACUGUUCAUAGCAGUUCACCUGAGAAUGAAGGUGCUCAGGGUGUUGAGCAGUUACAGGAGCCUCCUCUGGGAUUCAGAAGUCAUCUUUGUCACACUAGACAGGGUUCAGACACCAGCAGGACAUAGUAUGGCCUCAUCCUCCACUGAUGGCUUCAGGAGUAAAGGAGAAAAUGAGGGAGGAGAGCAAGGAAACGAGAGAAUGAAGUACAUCUAGGAUAGAGCAGUGGCCUGCAUUGUUGCUCAGGGUUGCCCCUCUCCUUUUAAACUUCACAUAUAACUGUGUGGUCAUGCCCACUCCUUCACUGAGAAGUCUUAGAAGGAGAGGGUGGGGAGUUAUUGGGAACAAUAUACUGGGGAGACUCCUAUACACGACAUACAAAACACCUUAAUUAUGAGCCACAAACUUGUUAGUUUAAUAAGAUUAAUUAUGCCCUUGACUGUGGGAUGCCUGUUAAACUGUAUGUCUAGCACUUAUAUGAAUGUCUGAAGGUAAAGUUGUCCUCAUGGCUCCCAUGACCGUGUGAGAUACUGUCCUGUGGACCACUGUGUUCGGUCCUGGGAGCCUUGUCCUCUACAGCCCUCUUUAUGCAUAUAAGUAAUAUGCACAUGAAUGUCUCAGAUAAAUAUCUUGGCUUAUGUUUGGUAGUGGGUAAUUUGAGAGUCAAACAUGCUCAUGUUUAUUUGAGGAGACUGGGAUAUGCACAAACUGUUGGCCAGGUUUUCCUUUUGUUGUUGAUUAUCAACAGAGCCUUAAAUUGAAGAAAAAGGAGAAAGGCUAGCAUCAGCUAUUGAUAGUUAAUUUGGGAGAGAUAAAAUCUAUAGCUAGCGAUGCCUACCCAUACUCAUCCAUGUAUGUUCAAGUAUUUGGGGGGGUUAUCUCAGUCCAGAUGGAAGAGACAGUUUUAGUAUGACCUAAGAACAGCUAUGGAACUACAAUGCAUGAUUUGUGCUCAGGAAAAACCUCCUAUUGAAAUGAGAAGGCAGUUUGCCUGGAUCUGGCUGUCAAGGCCAUAGAAGCAGCUUCAGGAGUCUGAUGGGAGGCUUGUCCAGAGCAGUGAACUCAGAUUCCAGUGAGUAGUGAAAGCCUGCUUGGAUGGACUCAGGUAUGCACAUGGCCAAAGAAUGUCCUGACUUUUUGUUAAUAGGAAAAUGUCAUGGCUAGAAAACAAUGACUUUCUGAUGGUCAAAGCAAUUCUGUAAUUCCAUUUUGAUUCUAUAAUUCCAUUUCAUAAGCUAGAUGUACUAAAAAACCCAUAUGAACUGGAUGUGCUCUGUUCGUUAAAAACAAACAAACCGAACAAAUAAUACUCCAGUGUGAACACCUCAUUUGACCUUAAUUAUGAGCCAUACUUGUUGAUUUAAUAAGAUUAAGUAAUUAUCAGAUCAACGAUAAUGAAAAUGCUUGCAGUUUUUAUACCAUUUUAAUUUGCCCAUCAAUGUGUCAUACAGAAUGAAUCUGCUUCUUGCUAGGACACUGCUGUCAUUGUGUUUAUAAAAGAACUACAAAAUUAAUUGACUAUUAAUUCAGAAUUUCUUACAGUGCUCUGCUGUAAAUAAAAAACGAGGCACACAAAAGUAACAAUGGGAAUAUUGUAAAAAAUCUACAAAGGGUAUUUACCUGUAAAAGGAUUGUUAAAGACUGACUUUUCUUUCAGUAUAUGUUAUGACUGAAUCAUGAAAUCACUGGAAAAUUAUAAUUUUAUUAUUCAGUUUAUUUGGAGGUAGAUGUGUGUCAGUGUUAAUGGCAGAGUAUUCUAGCCUUUUCAAUGUUUUAUAGGUAUUCUUGACAUUGCUUUAAAACAUUCAAAGUGAUAACACCAUGACCACUAGGUGUCGCUGCUCACUCAGUAGUCUAAGAUUGUGUUCCAUUAGGCUCAGCAUGUCUGAAAGGUUUUAAGUGAAGAUAAACAUUAAUGACCUUAGUUUCUGAAGUGAGGGCAUCUUCAUCAAGAUUAUUCAUCUGUGAAAAGGCUUGAGGCAAAUGUAGUAUUGAUUUCUUAUGCUUUGUGAGUGAUGACAGCACUGUAUGAUGUCAAACUAAGGAGGUGCACAGCCACUGUUAGCCAAAGGGACACUUUAAUUCAUCUUCUCUUUCAGGAUCAUGGGUAACUAGCCAAUGUGCUUGUCAGUAAAAAAAAAAAAAAAUGGUAUAAAUGUCACAGUUAAAAUGCACAAGGCACUAAAAAAGCUAUGUUGUCUAUUUCUCUCUUAAUACACAUGCUUACUAUUUUAUUAUUAUUGCCACUAUAUGCCUUUUCAUUCUCAACACUUGUGAACUGCUUGCUCAAGUUUCAGUAAUUAUUGCUGUUGAUAUCAAAGUUGUAGGCGGUGUUGUUGACUGUCAUGGGAAAAUCAAAAUAUUAUUCUGCCUGUAAGAUCAAUAAAAAUAAUUUGAAAAUAAA